Aspergillus wentii DTO 134E9 is the source of this 2901-nucleotide messenger RNA. Its product is annotated as glucan 1,3-alpha-glucosidase ROT2. The coding region runs from base 1 to 2901 and encodes 966 amino acids. The transcript has 3 exons. The record is from RefSeq and is a predicted model, not a curated record. NCBI's taxonomy places the organism in Eukaryota, Fungi, Ascomycota, Eurotiomycetes, Eurotiales, Aspergillaceae. Gene Ontology annotation, molecular function: alpha-glucosidase activity; carbohydrate binding. Gene Ontology annotation, cellular component: glucosidase II complex. Gene Ontology annotation, biological process: carbohydrate metabolic process; N-glycan processing.
AUGGCCAGGAGUAAGCUAGCUUCCGUCCCUUGGACGGUAUUGCUCUCCUUGGUGAUUCUAUUCGGAUGCCUUGUUGUACCCGGAGUCACCGUGAAGCAUGAGAACUUCAAAAAGUGUUCCCAAUCUGGAUUUUGUAAGCGCAACCGAGCGUUAGCCGAUGAUGUCUCCGCCAAGGGCUCGUCAUGGAGCUCUCCAUACGAGUUAGACCCUUCGUCUAUCGAGUUCAAAGAUGCUCAAUUGCAGGGCAUGGUCAUCAAAACGACAUCCGCAAACGAGAAGGUCAGGCUACCUCUCACAGUGUCCUUCCUCGAAUCCGGGGCCGCACGAGUCGUUCUCGAUGAAGAGAAGCGAAUGAAGGGCGAAAUUGAAAUUCGACACAACAGCAAAGCACGGAAGGAGCGAUAUAAUGAGGCAGAAAAAUGGGCACUGGUUGGAGGUUUGGAAUUGAGCAAGUCCGCGACGCUCAACUCCGACACGGAUACUGGCUAUACCAAAGUGCUGUAUGGACCUGAUAAUAAAUUCCAGGCGAUCAUUCGCCAUGCACCAUUUGAUGUCGAGUUCCAAAGAGACGGCGAAACCCAUGUCCAAUUGAAUAACAAAGGCUACUUGAAUUUGGAACACUGGCGGCCGAAGGUGGAAGCCGCGGAAGGUGACAGCCAGCAGGUGUCCGAGUCUCAGGAAGAUGAAAGCACCUGGUGGGAGGAAACCUUUGGCGGAAACACAGACUCCAAGCCCAGAGGACCGGAGAGUGUAGGCUUGGAUAUCUCAUUCCCAGGAUACAGUCAUGUUUUUGGAAUCCCGGAACAUGCAGACUCCCUUUCUUUGAAGGAGACCAGGGGUGGAUCGGGAAACCACGAGGACCCAUACCGCUUGUAUAACUCCGAUGUGUUCGAAUAUGAGCUCAACAGCCCUAUGACCUUGUAUGGUGCCAUUCCUCUUAUGCAGGCACACCGACAGGGCUCUACUGUUGGCGUGUUCUGGCUUAAUGCAGCUGAAACCUGGGUGGACAUCGUCAAGUCAACAUCUUCGGCCAACCCGCUCUCGUUGGGAGUCGGCUCCAAGACAACGACCGAAAGCCAUUGGUUCUCCGAGUCUGGACAAAUUGACCUCUUCGUCUUCCUUGGACCCUCCCCGCAAGAUAUUAGUAAGACUUACGGAGGAUUGACUGGAUAUACUCAACUGCCUCAGCACUUUGCCAUUGCGUAUCAUCAGUGUCGCUGGAACUACGUCACCGAUGAGGACGUGAAAGAGGUUGACGCCAAGUUCGACAAAUAUCAAAUUCCUUAUGACGUUAUCUGGCUUGACCUUGAGUAUACUGAUGACCGGAAGUACUUCACUUGGGACCCCCUCACCUUCCCUAACCCGAAGGGAAUGAACGAGCAGCUUGAUGAUUCCGAGCGAAAGCUUGUGGUCCUCAUCGACCCGCACAUCAAAAACCAGGACAAAUUUUUCGUCUCGGAGGAGCUGAAAAGCAAGGAUCUAGGUACUAAGAACAAGGAUGGAGAGCUCUACGAUGGUUGGUGUUGGCCCGGUUCGUCGAACUGGGUGGACUGUUUCAACCCGGAGGCUAUCAAGUGGUGGAAAACUCUGUUCAAGUACGACAGAUUCAAGGGCACACUUCCCAACGUGUUUAUCUGGAAUGACAUGAAUGAGCCAUCCGUUUUCAACGGGCCCGAAACGACGAUGCCCAAAGACAACCUGCAUUUCGGCAACUGGGAGCACCGUGAUAUCCACAACGUCAACGGAAUCACUCUGGUCAAUGCCACCUACCAAGCCAUGCUAGAACGCAAGAAAGGCGAAGUUCGACGACCGUUCAUUCUAACACGGUCUUACUAUGCCGGUGCUCAAAGAAUGUCUGCCAUGUGGACAGGCGACAAUCAAGCUACAUGGGAGCAUUUGGCUGCCUCUCUUCCCAUGGUCUUGAACAAUGGAAUUGCCGGUUUCCCUUUUGCUGGCGCUGACGUUGGCGGUUUCUUCCAUAACCCCAGCAAGGAACUUCUGACGAGAUGGUACCAAGCUGGAAUCUGGUAUCCCUUCUUCCGUGCACAUGCCCAUAUCGAUACACGCAGGAGAGAACCCUACUUGAUCAGCGAGCCUUACCGAUCCAUCAUUGCUCAAACUCUGCGUAUGAGAUACCAGCUUCUACCCGCGUGGUACACAGCGUUCCAUGAAGCUUCGGUAAACGGGAUGCCAAUCGUCCGGCCCCAGUACUACGUCCACCCGUCCGACGAGCAAGGUUUUGCCAUUGAUGACCAGCUCUAUCUGGCAGCUACUGGUCUUCUCACUAAGCCGGUUGUUUCCGAGGGCACCACUACCGCCGACGUUUAUAUCUCCGAUGAUGAGAAGUACUACGACUAUUACGAUUAUACGGUGUACCAAGGCGCCGGUAAGAGACAUACGGUACCGGCUCCUAUGGAGAGAGUGCCAUUGCUGAUGCAGGGAGGUCAUGUCAUUCCCCGCAAGGAUCGACCUCGUCGCAGCAGUGGAUUGAUGAGAUGGGAUCCAUACACCUUUGUUAUCACCCUGGACAAGAAUGGCAAUGCAGACGGCACUCUGUACGUGGAUGAUGGAGAAACUUUUGAUUACGAGAGUGGUGCCUAUAUCCACCGUCGUUUCCUCUUCCGCGAGUCUACCUUGUCGUCUGAGGACCUCGGAACCCAGGGUCCUAAGACACCCGGAUACCUGAAGGCCAUGGCCGAUGUUAGGGUCGAAAAGGUUGUGGUCGUCGAUCCUCCUAACGAAUGGCAGAGCAAGACCAGUGUGACUGUUAUCGAAGAGGGAGCCAAGGAAGCUACCAGUGCUCGGAUUGAGUACCAUGCGCAACAAGACGGAAAGGCUUCCUACGCCGUGGUGAAAAACCCCAACGUUGGUAUCGGAAAGACGUGGAAGAUCGAAUUCUAA